AUGCAUGGGCAUGGGGCACACAGAUGGAUGGCCAUGGGAAGCAAAUCUUGAAAGGGAAUCAAAAGAAAUUGCCCUCUCUUUGCACCUGCUCAAGAUAUGGCAAAGAGCACAUGAUUUCACACCAGGAAAAAAGGGAACCUAUAUAUGCUGACAUCACCUGUAUCUCUUGUGAGGAUUUUGGUGGGACCCCCUAUCCCCCCACACCCCCACCCUCACCCCCUAAAGCUUUGAAUCCCAAUAAAAACUCCCUCAUUUUUCUAUUCAAUUUUCUCUCAUUGAAGAAUCAAUCCUUGAUUUGAAUGCAUAUGCACACACACAUACACACAUUUCUUUAUUCUUUGUUGCUAGACACUUCCAAUUUUGAUUAGCUAAUAGUAGUGCUAUACAAGUAUUGCUUGCCUUGUAAUUCAAAUUCCAAGUUGGAAAACUUUGAGGCAUAUCUUUGGAUGAAAUCUGGUCAGAUCUUGCUUUGUGGGUUGUAGGAUUUUGGUGGGACUUGAAAUUGAAAUUCCAUUUCAUUACAUAUCUCAUCUCAAUUUUCUUCAUUUCUUCCUUGCUUGAAACAAAGUAAAGAAAAGCACCCCACUAUAGAGAAAAAAAGAACCAAACUUUUUCCCUUUCACUUUCAUCAUUCCUCACUUUCUUCUUCCUCUUCUUCUUCAACCUCUCAUCACUUUCAUUUUUAGCUCUAUUUUUGGGGAGUUGUGACAAAUUUGGAGCAAUGGGAUUGGCUGCAGCAGAAGCUCAGUUUCAUGUUUUAGCUGUUGAUGACAGCUUGAUUGAUAGGAAGCUUAUAGAGAGGCUCCUUAAAACUUCUUCUUACCAAGUUACUACAGUUGAUUCUGGUAGCAAAGCUCUGGAAUUUCUUGGUUGGAAUGAAGGAAAUUCUGAUGAGGCUUUUUUCUCUCCCAAAAAUAAUCAGGAAGUGGAAGUAAAUCUUGUUAUUACAGACUACUGUAUGCCUGGAAUGACAGGCUAUGAUUUGCUCAAGAAAAUUAAGGAAUCCUCAGUUCUUAGAGAUAUACCAGUGGUGAUCAUGUCGUCUGAGAAUGUCCCCGCAAGGAUCAACAGAUGCUUAGAGGAAGGGGCAGAGGAGUUUUUUCUGAAGCCAGUGAGGUUAGCAGAUGUGAACAAGCUUAAGCCCCACAUUAUGAAAACCAAGUGCAAGGAAAGUCAAAAGCCCGAAAACCAGGAAGAUGAAGAAAAUGAAGAGAUGGAUAAUAAUAAUAAAGAAAUAGCAGAAACAGAAACAGAAACAGAAAUCGAAUUACAAUCACAAUCACAGCAACAGCAAACAGCACAAUCCAACAGCAAUAACAGUAAAAGGAAGUCUAUGGAUGAAGGGCUAUCACCAGACAGAACAAGGCCCAGAUACAAUAAUGGCCUCACUGUUAUGUCCAACUAAUCUUUUUUUUUUUUUUUUUGCCAUAAUGUUUUUUAUUUUAUUUUAUUUUAAAUAUACUUUUUUUAGGGUUGGGAAAUCUGUAGUUCUGUUGCUGUUUCAUAGGCUUGGUGAGGUUAAUGCAUAUUGUAUAGGGAGAGAAAUGAGGGGGUGGGUUCAUCAUGAAUGAUGAAGAACAUAUGUACACAUGUGACAAAGUAGAAAAAAUUUACACCCAAUUUUGUA
Salvia miltiorrhiza (redroot sage) is the source of this 1627-nucleotide messenger RNA. Its product is annotated as two-component response regulator ORR9-like. The transcript has 5 exons. Gene Ontology annotation, biological process: cytokinin-activated signaling pathway; phosphorelay signal transduction system. The record is from RefSeq and is a predicted model, not a curated record. NCBI's taxonomy places the organism in Eukaryota, Viridiplantae, Streptophyta, Magnoliopsida, Lamiales, Lamiaceae. Bases 722 to 1405 code for a protein of 227 amino acids.